UUGUGACUUAUCUGGCUAGUGUGCCGAGUGAGGACGUGUGCAAACGUGGCUUCACUGUUAUCAUCGACAUGAGGGGCUCCAAGUGGGACCUCAUCAAGCCCCUGCUGAAGACUCUGCAGGAGGCCUUCCCUGCUGAGAUCCAUGUGGCCCUUAUCAUCAAACCCGACAACUUCUGGCAGAAGCAGAAAACCAACUUUGGCAGCUCCAAAUUCAUUUUUGAGACAAGCAUGGUGUCAGUGGAAGGUCUGGCUAAGCUGGUGGACCCCUCCCAGCUGACGGAGGAAUUCGAAGGCUCCCUAGACUACAACCAUGACGAGUGGAUAGACCUCCGGGUCUCUCUGGAGGAGUUCUUCAACAGCGCUGUUCAUCUGCUCUCUCGUCUUGAGGACCUUCAGGAGAUGUUGGCCCGCAAGGAGUUCCCGGUGGAUGUGGAAGGCUCUCGGCGGCUCAUUGAUGAACACACGCAGCUCAAGAAGAAGGUGCUGAAGGCCCCCGUGGAGGAGUUGGACAGGGAAGGGCAGCGGCUGCUUCAGUGCAUUCGCUGCAGUGAUGGCUUCUCUGGACGCAACUGCAUCCCGGGCAGCGCUGACUUCCAGAGCCUCGUCCCUAAGAUCACCAGCCUCCUGGACAAAUUGCACUCGACCCGGCAACACCUGCACCAGAUGUGGCAUGUGCGCAAACUCAAACUGGACCAGUGCUUCCAGCUAAGGCUCUUUGAGCAGGAUGCUGAGAAGAUGUUCGACUGGAUCAGCCAUAACAAAGAGUUAUUCCUCCAGAGUCACACAGAGAUUGGAGUCAGCUACCAACAUGCCUUGGACCUACAGACUCAGCACAAUCACUUUGCUAUGAACUCCAUGAAUGCCUACGUGAACAUCAACCGCAUCAUGUCUGUGGCCUCCCGCCUGUCCGAAGCGGGUCACUAUGCUUCCCAGCAGAUCAAACAGAUCUCCACUCAAUUGGACCAGGAAUGGAAGAGCUUUGCAGCUGCCCUAGACGAGCGCAGCACCAUCCUGGCCAUGUCGGCCGUGUUCCAUCAAAAAGCCGAGCAGUUCUUAUCAGGAGUGGAUGCCUGGUGUAAGAUGUGCAGUGAAGGUGGCCUCCCAUCUGAGACACAGGACCUAGAGCUGGCCAUCCACCACCACCAGUCCUUAUAUGAGCAGGUGACACAGGCCUACACUGAGGUCAGCCAGGAUGGCAAAGCUUUGCUGGAUGUAUUGCAGCGGCCCCUGAGUCCUGGCAACUCAGAGUCCCUGACGGCUACUGCCAAUUACUCCAAAGCUGUACACCAGGUCCUGGAUGUUGUCCAUGAGGUGCUGCACCACCAGCGAAGGCUUGAGAGCAUCUGGCAGCACCGGAAGGUCCGUCUCCACCAGCGGCUGCAGCUCUGUGUCUUCCAGCAGGACGUGCAGCAGGUGUUGGACUGGAUUGAAAACCAUGGUGAGGCCUUUCUCAGCAAACACACAGGUGUUGGGAAGUCCCUGCAUCGAGCCCGAGCCCUACAGAAGAGACAUGAUGACUUUGAAGAAGUUGCUCAGAACACAUACACCAAUGCAGACAAGCUCCUAGAGGCAGCUGAGCAGUUGGCACAGACUGGGGAAUGUGACCCAGAGGAGAUCUACAAGGCGGCUCGACACCUGGAAGUCCGAAUCCAAGAUUUCGUGCGACGGGUGGAGCAGCGGAAACUCCUCUUGGACAUGUCUGUCUCCUUUCACACGCACACCAAAGAGUUGUGGACAUGGAUGGAGGACCUGCAGAAGGAGCUGCUGGAAGAUGUGUGUGCCGACUCAGUGGAUGCCGUCCAGGAGCUGAUCAAACAGUUCCAGCAGCAGCAGACGGCCACUCUGGAUGCCACGCUCAACGUCAUCAAGGAAGGAGAAGAUCUUAUUCAGCAACUCAGGGACUCGGCAGUGUCCAGCAACAAGACGCCUCAUAACAGCUCCAUCAGCCACAUCGAAUCCGUCCUGCAGCAGCUCGAUGAAGCCCAAGUGCAAAUGGAAGAGCUUUUCCAUGAGCGCAAAAUCAAGCUGGACAUCUUCCUACAGCUCCGGAUCUUUGAGCAAUACACUAUUGAGGUGACGGCGGAGCUGGAUGCCUGGAACGAGGACCUGCUGAGACAAAUGAACGACUUCAACACCGAGGACCUGACUCUGGCGGAGCAGCGGCUACAGCGUCACACGGAGAGGAAGCUGGCCAUGAACAACAUGACCUUCGAGGUCAUCCAGCAGGGCCAGGAUCUGCACCAGUACAUCAUGGAGGUCCAGGCCUCAGGCAUCGAGUUAAUCUGUGAGAAGGACAUUGAUCUCGCAGCCCAAGUACAAGAGCUCCUGGAGUUUCUCCACGAGAAGCAGCAUGAGUUGGAGCUUAACGCAGAUCAGACCCACAAGCGUUUGGAGCAAUGCCUGCAGCUCCGGCACCUCCAGGCUGAGGUCAAACAGGUCCUGGGCUGGAUCCGCAAUGGGGAGUCGAUGCUGAAUGCCAGCUUGGUCAAUGCCAGCUCUUUGUCAGAAGCUGAGCAGCUUCAGCGGGAGCAUGAACAGUUCCAACUAGCCAUAGAGUCCCUCUUUCAUGCAACUUCCUUGCAGAAGACGCACCAGAGUGCCCUGCAGGUGCAGCAGAAGGCAGAGGUAUUGCUCCAAGCUGGGCACUACGAUGCCGAUGCCAUCCGGGAAUGCGCCGAGAAGGUGGCGAUGCACUGGCAGCAGCUGAUGCUGAAGAUGGAAGACAGGCUAAAGCUGGUCAAUGCCUCUGUGGCCUUUUACAAAACAUCUGAGCAGGUAUGCAGUGUCCUGGAGAGCCUAGAGCAGGAAUACCGGAGAGAUGAGGACUGGUGCGGCGGACGGGAUAAAUUGGGGCCGGCAGCAGAGAUAGACCAUGUCAUUCCACUCAUCAGCAAACAUCUGGAACAAAAAGAGGCUUUCCUCAAGGCAUGCACGCUUGCCCGAAGAAAUGCUGAAGUGUUUCUGAAGUACAUCCACAGGAAUAAUGUCAGCAUGCCCAGUGUGGCCAGCCAUACCAGGGGACCUGAGCAACAAGUGAAAGCCAUCUUGAGCGAGCUUCUUCAGAGGGAGAACCGAGUGCUACAUUUCUGGACCUUGAAGAAGCGACGAUUAGACCAGUGCCAGCAGUAUGUGGUGUUCGAACGCAGCGCCAAGCAGGCACUCGACUGGAUCCAAGAGACAGGCGAAUAUUUUCUCUCAACACACAACUCCACUGGGGAGUCCACAGAGGAGACUCAGGAACUGCUGAAAGAGUAUGGAGAAUUCAGGGUGCCCGCCAAGCAAACAAAGGAGAAAGUGAAGCUUCUGAUUCAGCUGGCUGACAGCUUUGUCGAAAAGGGCCACAUCCAUGCCACUGAGAUCAGGAAGUGGGUGACUACAGUUGACAAGCACUAUAGGGACUUCUCCCUGAGGAUGGGGAAGUACCGCUACUCACUGGAGAAAGCCCUGGGAGUCAACACUGAGGAUAACAAGGACCUAGAGCUGGACAUCAUCCCAGCAAGCCUCUCAGACCGGGAGGUCAAACUACGGGACGCCAACCAUGAGGUCAAUGAAGAGAAGCGGAAAUCGGCCCGGAAGAAAGAAUUCAUCAUGGCAGAACUCCUCCAGACAGAAAAGGCAUAUGUAAGAGAUUUACAUGAAUGCUUAGAGACAUACCUGUGGGAAAUGACAAGUGGCGUGGAGGAGAUCCCCCCUGGGAUUCUUAACAAAGAACACAUCAUCUUUGGCAACAUCCAAGAGAUCUACGAUUUUCAUAACAACAUCUUCCUCAAAGAACUGGAGAAGUACGAACAGUUGCCUGAGGACGUUGGACACUGCUUCGUCACCUGGGCAGACAAAUUCCAGAUGUACGUCACCUACUGUAAAAACAAGCCUGAUUCCAGCCAGUUGAUCCUGGAGCAUGCAGGCACCUUCUUUGAUGAAAUCCAGCAGCGCCAUGGACUAGCCAACUCUAUCUCUUCCUACUUAAUCAAGCCUGUUCAGAGGAUCACUAAGUACCAACUGCUCCUGAAGGAACUUUUAACCUGCUGUGAAGAAGGGAAAGGGGAGCUCAAGGACGGCCUGGAAGUGAUGCUCAGCGUUCCAAAGAAAGCUAAUGACGCCAUGCAUGUCAGCAUGUUGGAAGGGUUUGAUGAGAACCUGGAUGUCCAGGGGGAGCUGAUUCUCCAGGAUGCCUUCCAAGUAUGGGAUCCCAAGUCUCUGAUCCGGAAGGGACGGGAACGGCAUUUGUUUCUCUUUGAGAUCUCUUUGGUGUUUAGCAAGGAAAUCAAAGACUCUUCAGGGCACACAAAAUAUGUUUACAAGAAUAAACUACUGACCUCAGAACUGGGUGUGACCGAGCACGUGGAAGGCGACCCCUGUAAAUUUGCCUUGUGGUCCGGACGCACACCUUCCUCAGACAACAAAACCGUAUUGAAGGCCUCCAGUAUUGAAACCAAGCAGGAGUGGAUCAAGAACAUCCGAGAGGUGAUUCAGGAAAGGAUCAUUCACCUGAAGGGUGCUUUAAAAGAGCCGAUACAGCUCCCUAAGACACCAGCCAAACAGAGGAACAAUAGUAAGAGGGAUGGAGUAGAUGACAUUGACAGCCAGGGGGAUGGGAGCAGUCAACCAGACACCAUCUCCAUCGCUUCCAGAACCUCCCAGAACACAGUCGACAGUGACAAGCCCAAGAGAGUGAUUUGGAGGAUGGCCAGGGUACAGCUGGAUGGUGGGAACGUUAUCCACGGUGCUUUCUAUGGUGAUAUGACCUUUCUCCCGAGGGGACCUGUUUGGAAUCCUGGGACUCAGUCCCCCAGGGCAGAGGCAACGAGGACAGAGUGUGUGAAGCAGUUUGGAGAGGAUGUGUCAAUCUUGGCGACGACACGGGACUACAGCAUUGCUCCUCGGUGGCACCUGGGACCUGGGGAUCCUUUCUCCACUUACGUUUAGCGCACAGCCUGGGACUUGUCCCUGCAGCCUCACCGGGUUAGCCGUGCCGCCGUUGGGACCUCCCGCCUGGACUCCCACCACCCACUCCUCUUGGGACUGCCCCUGCAGGGCUGGUGUGGGUGCAGCCACAUGCCUGGUGGGAAACAUGCUCCAGGCAGAGCCUGCCCCUCCUGGGCCGUGGGCUCGUCCGGUGGGCUCCCCUGUUCCAUGGGUCCCCUGUUCUGCCUCUGGGUGCAAUUCGAGGUUUUCCUCUACAAAGCUUGACAUGGUAUAGGUGCUGGGGACCAGAGACAGGCUCCAUGGCCCAAUGUGCCCUCAGCAUCAUCAUCCCACCCCACCCAGGUCCAGGGUUCCACUCUAGUGAGCGACAGAGCGGGAGGGUGGGUCAGUGAGAUGGGGAGGAGUUUUCUGAGGUUUUUGUCCCCCACUGGUCUCCUACCCCUCUACACAUCAACCUUCCUGAACCUAAGGGACAACCCAUCACUCUGACCAAACCUGCCUCCUCUCAUAUAGUGGGAAAUGAUGAGAAAAGGGGUAGUGGGGUGGCAGAGGAGGUGGCAUAAGGGUAGAGCAGAAGGGCUUAGCCUAGCCUUACCAAAAGUUUGCCAAAAUCAUUCAGCCAUAGAAAAUCUAUUUGCAUCAAUCCACCUGUAUUUUCCAGUAUCCCUCUUCUGCCUCCCCUUGUAUCCAGAUCCCUGUGUUUAGAGCUCCCCCCCAUUGUCUCUUAGCUUCAAAUAUAC
This is a messenger RNA of Trichosurus vulpecula (common brushtail), 5665 nucleotides long. RefSeq names its product kalirin. The transcript is spliced from 33 exons. NCBI's taxonomy places the organism in Eukaryota, Metazoa, Chordata, Mammalia, Diprotodontia, Phalangeridae. The record is from RefSeq and is a predicted model, not a curated record. Gene Ontology annotation, molecular function: guanyl-nucleotide exchange factor activity; protein binding. Bases 69 to 4925 code for a protein of 1618 amino acids. Gene Ontology annotation, cellular component: cytoplasm.